GACAAAAUGGACGGUCAGAAGCCGCUUACAACCAAAAGGGGAUUAUGCCUUGGUCAUCGGGCAGACUUUGACUUUUCACCUUUGACAUGAUCAAAACCCAUGAACAGCUGAAAAGAUACCCGGUUGUCGUCCUCUUCAUCUUCCUUUCCGCUUCUGAUACCCGAUCUUAUGCAGAGUUACGUUCUUGAUACCCUAGCUGAUUUCAGUCGAUUGUGCCUGAUCCCACCAUGACUACAGGCAAGCUUAAUAAUGAAGGCCACGAUGCUCAACACCUGGAUGUUUCUCGCUCGGCGCUCAUCCAGAUUAUCACUGGGGUCAUCACGGCCACAAAGGUGUCUGAAGGUAUCUCAGAGCACGCACGCUCGAUCAUAUCAAACACCGGGCUCACCAUCCAGCCGAAGAGGGACACUUUCACGAUAAGGGAAUGGCUCGAUAAUGUUGUUCUUCAAACCAAAGACAACUCACCCGAGUCGCAAGCAUCGUGGCAACUGGUCCAUCUCGCACUUGGCGUCUCAAUGCUGCGUCACAAGGCCCGACAGGGCCAGCCUGUUGAUGGCGCCGACCUGGAGUUUGUAUGGGGACUUGUCAGAGACGCAGUUACCGACCCAGUCCUUGCGCCACUUCUACCGGGCGCGUCCCGUAGUGCACAAGGCUUCCUCAGCGUCCCUCUAUGCAGUCUCAUCAAAGACAAUAGGAUUGAUGAGCUUUGGCGGUUGCACGUCUGGCUGCCGGAUGGUCACAGAGGAAAUCGCGACUUCGCUAUCCAUUCACACCAGCCUUUUGCUCAAAGCUGGAUCCUUGCGGGCGAAGGCCGCGAUCACCAAUAUGAUGUUACAGACCCAGAAGCCAAAGGCGCGCUGGGCACGCCAUAUGCCCAAUACAGGAUCGCCUGGAGCGGCACAGGGAAAAGCCACGGGACAGCCUAUGUGCCACAUCAGUCGUACUCCAUCGUCGAGAAUACCGGCAAGAUUGUCCACAUCAAGCAGGUCGAGACUGCUCUUCAUACUCGCGAUAUGAGUUACACUGUCGGAGCCGGUGUACUCCACCGAACAAAAGUGCCAGCAGACGCAUUGCACGCGACUCUCUUCUACUUCGAUUCCAGUCGAGGAUUCAUACAAGACGCGCCAGUACUUGGACCACCGGAUGGAGAAUCCUACAAACAAUAUCGGGAUGUUGGAAGUCAGCCACCUUCGUCGCUCGCCAGCAUGGUGGAGGCGGUCCGCUCCUUUGAGAGGCUGAUGGAAGAAGGGCAACAAUACACCCGUAGCGGAAACCUGGAGAUGGCGUUGCGUAACUUUUCCAGUGCGCUUGCUCUCUGCGAAUCGGGGGCUGCUGCUUCCAGUGCCAUCCCGAAGGGUGACCGUUACAAACAGUUCGUUUUCACCAAGCUCGGUGGUACAUACAGACGGUUUGGCAAGUACGAGCAGGCCAAAGACUUUCUCGAGCAAGCAAUGGCCAUGACAGCAUCAAGUGAGCUGCGUAUCGAAGCCAGUGGUGAGCUUGGUGUCAUCUAUCGGCACAUGGACCUGCUGGAUGAUGCAAAGCGUGCUUUUCGGGUUCAGUACGACACGGCAAAGGAAUUCCAGGCGGAGCAGUUCACGUGCCGGUCGAUCGGAAAUCUCGGCAUGGUCAACUACCAAUUGUCCCAGCAGCGUCAGGACGAGUCGUUGCUGGAACUAGCGACAAAUCAGCUACUUGAACGCGUUGAACGGUCUCGUCAAAUCAAGGAUACAAUCGAUUCGCAAGACCUGGAUGCAGCUACAAGAGAACAGUGGUUAAAGGAUGCAAUAACUUGGGAAACCAUCGGUCUUUCCCGUCUCUCUCUAUGCUACGCAGCACGAGGAGACGCGAAAAAGGCGGUUCGGGCUGCAUUCGAAGCCCUAACACUGGUUCGAACAUUUGAGGACGUGAAUGUGGUGGCCAUGGGCCGGUUCUUUUACGGACGGGCACUUCUACUCGACGGACAGCGGGAUGCGGCCCUGCAACAGUUCAACUCUCACGACGGAGGAUGCACGCCUGCCCUUGCUUUGUGCAAGGAGCCCUCCGACGAACAUCGCCAGUACCUGCGAGAGCUCAUCGAUGCUGGUGCAGACAUGAGCGUCACUGAUGGCCACGGCUAUAGCGCGCUUGACUACGCAACUUUCGCAGGAGAUGCUAAGGCGCAAGACAUGGUUCUUGAAGGCCUUCGCCGCCAAGCCGGAGGCGUGGAUGACGACUCUAACACAUCGAGUCUGCUACACAAGGAGUCGAAGCUCCGCAAGGGAUACCGGGAGCUAUUUCAAGAGCGACUGCGACCUGUCCUUCUUGCUGGAGGCGGCGACCCGGACAGCUCCAUAUCGGAACUCCGACGUGUCUAUGCAGAGUCCUUAGCUGAAGAUGCUGAUAAGAGAGCUAUGUUUGAUGUCUUGAGGUUUGUGCCCUACUCGGACUUUUUGGCCUUUGGCAAAUUUCCACGGUCAAGCGACAAUUUGGCCCAGGAGUUCAAGGCCUCGAAGACUCCUGAGAGUGGAAAUGGUUCGAAAACUUGGGCAGAUUACCUGAUAUUCUUCUCUUACCGAUGGAUUAACAAGGAGCCUAACGCAAAGACACCGGAUGAUGGCAACCAUAGCCAAUACCGACGAAUGAUUGCGGCCACGGAAGAGUUUUUGAAGAUGCACCCUCACGUAAAGCGUGAUAGGCUUGGGGUCUGGGUGGACUUUGUCUGCGUAGACCAAGACGACCCUAUGUCAGGAGUGUCUGCUCUGCCCAUGAUCAUUGCACAGUGCAAUGCCGUUAUCAGUUUAAGCGAUGAUCAGCUACACGAGCGGGCAUGGUGCUCUGUCGAAUCUAUGAUGAUCCAAACACUCAAGAAGGCGUACAACGUCCAUGUGUGGUAUGAACAAGUGCUUGACGACAACUGCAUUUUGAGAGACGGUCCGGUGGAUUUGAGCAUCGUCAUGGCAGACAAGCGUUUGACUUUUGAGACGGACCGACCUAAAGUUCUCUUUUUGGAAAGACAGUGCAAAUUACUUGCUUAGAGAGUAAUAGUUCAUGAUAGAGAAUAUGGGCAGUUGUAUCAUUGUAUUUUACAUUUCACGUUUGAUGAAACAUAACUUGAACAUACAAUACGACUGUAACUUAC
Messenger RNA from Neurospora tetraspora, 3121 nucleotides. RefSeq lists its product as uncharacterized. Bases 228 to 3017 code for a protein of 929 amino acids. NCBI's taxonomy places the organism in Eukaryota, Fungi, Ascomycota, Sordariomycetes, Sordariales, Sordariaceae. The transcript has 3 exons. Gene Ontology annotation, molecular function: protein binding. The record is from RefSeq and is a predicted model, not a curated record.